AUGACGGCUGCCCCAGAGGCGACGCACAAGAAGCCCGGCAGCAGCAGCAGCGAUAGUGACAGCACCAACGCCUCCUCCAGCGGCACCGAAGGUUCCAACGACGUCGCCGGCAGCCUCGAGGCCAGCGGCGCCAAGAGCACCACCGGCCCUGAUGGCACCAACGGCAACGACGUCGCCGCUGGCGACUACUUCUUCCCGCCAGCGUCACCGGCGGCCGAGACCAAGGACCAAGCCCGGGCGGAUCGGCCCGCUGACAGCGGCGUCAGCAUGUCUGCUGGCCUCUCCGGACAGCCGCCCGUCCCGGCCGCCAAUGAGCUGGAGCGGCGGGCGUCGGUCGCCACGACGGCAUCGACGCAGCCGCGCAAGCUCAGCAUCACCUUCCAGGACCAGCUGCCGAGGCGUGACUCGUCCGGGUCGGCAAGCAUCGCGGGCUCCAACCGCUCGUCCAACGGCGGCUCCAACGAAUCCUCCAACGGCUCGUCCAACGAGGGCUCGGACCGCGGCGCUCCCAGGAAACAGUCGGUGUCGUCCAUCAGCCUCCGAAGCCUCUCCAGCCAGUCCCUGGCGUCAGCCGAGCCACGCAAGUCGAGCGUCUCGUUCCAGGAUGUGCUGCCGAGGCCCGAUUAUGCGACGGUCGACGAUCUCGUCAACGCGUGGAGCCGGAAGCGAUCGAUUUCGUCCAUCAGCUUCCGACAGCUGCGAGCCUCGUCGCCCAUGGACAGGGCGCUGUCACCGGCAAGCGAGUCGCGCUCUCGAGCGCCGUCGCCACCUCACCAAAGGUUCCAGCGGCACGUCGGCUUCGACAACGUGCCCAAUGGCGAGGCCACCAAGAACAACACGCUGUCGCUGACGCUCAACGUCAAGCACAAGGGCUACCAGGCCCGCCGCCGGUCACGAACCUUCAUGGUCGGCGUCGACGAGCACUCGUACUCCGACUAUGCAAUCCAGUGGCUGCUCGACGAGCUGGUCGACGACGGCGACGAAAUUGUCUGCGUGCGAGUCAUCGAGAAGGAGAUUCGCUACAAUGACAAGCAGUACCAGGACGACGCGAGGCACAUCAUGGACGCCAUUCUCGCAAAGAAUGGUGCCAAUCGCGCCAUCAGCUUCGUCCUCGAGUACGCCGUCGGCAAGCUGCACGCGACGUUUCAAAAGCUGAUUCAAAUGUACCAACCCGCCAUGCUCAUCGUGGGCACUAAGGGCCGGUCGCUCGGUGGCAUCCAGGGGCUGGUUAACGCCCGCAACUCGUUCUCCAAGUACUGCCUGCAGUACUCUCCCGUGCCCGUCGUGGUCGUGCGGCCGACGGAGCAGCGCAUCAAGAAGAAGGUGAAGCGCGCAAACGACUCGACCCGCCAGACGUAUGUGGGCAUGCUGGCCAAGACGCACGGCCGCCACGAGGCCGACAGCGAGGCCAGCAGCACCUACGAGCUCGAGGUCCAGAACACGCCCGACGAAGAGGCCCACCAGGUCGCCAAGGUGCUCGGCCUGCCCGCUAAGUUCGACCCGACCAUUAAGCCUCUCCCGUCGAGCCAGCUGCGCCCGCGCUCCAGGCCGACCAGCCCGCACCCGGGCGCCGACGUACCCACGCGUCUAGUGGACGCAUCGCCCUCCAGCGAACGCGGCGACAGCGACGAAGACGAAGACGACGAGGAGUGCGACUUCGACGUUAUCGACGGCCAGCAGGCGCUCACCCAGCAGCAGAAGCUGGAGCAGCUGCACAAGAUGGAGGUGGGAGAGGCAGCCGCUCUGAAGAUGGGCGUCGACGACGAUACGGACGAGUCGGACGAGAAGUCAGACACGGCGCAGGAAGCCAAGGCCGCUUCAUAG
This is a messenger RNA of Purpureocillium lilacinum, 1824 nucleotides long. RefSeq lists its product as uncharacterized. NCBI's taxonomy places the organism in Eukaryota, Fungi, Ascomycota, Sordariomycetes, Hypocreales, Ophiocordycipitaceae. The record is from RefSeq and is a predicted model, not a curated record.